Drosophila innubila is the source of this 656-nucleotide messenger RNA. It is a transcript of the gene ND-SGDH, whose product is annotated as NADH dehydrogenase [ubiquinone] 1 beta subcomplex subunit 5, mitochondrial. The coding region runs from base 1 to 561 and encodes 186 amino acids. NCBI's taxonomy places the organism in Eukaryota, Metazoa, Arthropoda, Insecta, Diptera, Drosophilidae. The transcript has 4 exons. The record is from RefSeq and is a predicted model, not a curated record.
AUGGUUGGCUGGAGCCGUUUGCUGCUGCCAGCUGCGCAAUUUGCCAAGAAUCGUGCAGUGCUGUUAACGCCUGCCUGCAGGAAUGCUCUAGCGCAGCAACUGCGUCGAAUGGGCGGUGAUCAUGGACACCAUCACAUGACCAUAAAGCCAUCGCGCUUCCAAUGGGACAAGUUCAAGGAUCUGAUGCACUUUUACGUAAUGAUUGGCGUCAUACCUAUCACAGCACUGGUCUUCUACUCCAAUAUCUUCGUGGGACCUGCGCAGCUCUCUGAAAUUCCCGAGGGUUACGAGCCCAAGCAUUGGGAAUACGAGAAGAACCCAAUUUCCAGGUUUAUUGCGCGGUACAUUUUGACCUCACAGCAACAGGAAUACGAGAAGGCGUGUCACAACCUUUUCGAGGAGAAUGAGAAGGCGCAAAUUCGCCAACUCGAGGAUGAAGUUCGUCGCAAAAUGUCUGAGCGCAACGAUUAUCAAGCCUAUUACUACCGCCCAACAGUUGCUAAAUAUCACAGAGUAUCCAAAGAGGCUGCCGAUGAACUGGAGGCUCUGCGUGGCGACUAAUCAAAUGGCCCAAAAUAAACUCUUGAUUUCAAUUUAUUUGUUUUCAAAUAGACUUAAUUAAGAACCUCGAAUUGAGGAAAUAAAAAUGUGAAAUU